Messenger RNA from Brugia malayi, 267 nucleotides. RefSeq lists its product as uncharacterized. The coding region runs from base 1 to 267 and encodes 88 amino acids. The record is from RefSeq and is a predicted model, not a curated record. The transcript has 2 exons. Lineage: Eukaryota; Metazoa; Nematoda; Chromadorea; Rhabditida; Onchocercidae.
AUGUCAUCUUCAGCGUUAAGCAGUGGAUGUAGAACAUUUCUGUUUCGUUCCCGCCUUCCGCAAACAAAUAUAAGCAGUCCUUACGCCGAUCCGACACGUACAGAGGUAAAAAUCCAGGACGAUGUUUUUGUCGUAGUAAAAGGUCCCGUAAAAAAUACUGAUCCGCAUUUAUCAAAUCCAUCAAAUGGAUCGCUCACAUUUAUCAAAUCCAUCAGUUGGAUCGCUCAAUUGGGUACAAUUACUAAGAAAUUCUCCUUUUGGCGUUAA